CAUACGCGUUAGCCCUCAUUGGUGCGACGCGUACCAUAUUACAAUACUCUUUGUGCGUACCUGCAUAUAUGUAAUCGUCUUUGAAUAUAUUUUGAAUGGAUAUGAAAUAAUAUCCUAUCUGAAUAAAGAUCCUACCUUUACUUACUUGACUAACCUAACUUUUACGUUUAAGUCCAUACCGAAAGGUGAUUUUACUUCACGAUGGAGUCGUCAGUGUUACAAUUCGCAGAGUGUGUUUGCGUGAAGGCUGAGGAUGAGUGUUUAACAGAUGAGCCCACGUUCGCGGAAGUGUCUGUGAAAGUUGAGCGUUUACUGGAUGAAGAUUGUGUUAAAGACGAGCCCAGUUGCGAGGGUGUGUCUAUAAAAGCCGUACCUUCGUGUUCAGAUGUGUGUGUAAAAGACGAGUCGCUCGGCGUGAGCGCAGCGGCAGCGGCGGCGGCGCUGUACACCGACCACGUGGUAAAAGAUGAGCUCGUGCUCGGCCCCGUGCUAGUGGAGCGGCCCAGCGUGCGCCACGCACUACCACUGCCACUAGAGCAAACUCCUCGGAUAAAACCAAGUGGCAGACCAGAAACAUACAAAUGUGCCCACUGUAAAUAUGUAACAGCUAGAAAAGUAUGGUUAAUCAGGCAUUUGAGAAAACAUACUAAUGCGAAACGAUACAAGUGUGAUCAGUGUAGUUAUGCUAGUGCCCUAAAAGGACAUUUGCAAGUUCAUGUAAGAAAACAUACUGGCGAAAAGCCUUACAAGUGUGAUCUCUGUAGUUAUGCUAGUGCCCUAAAAGGAAAUUUGCAAGUUCAUGUAAGAAAACAUACUGGCGAAAAACCUUACAAGUGUGACCAUUGUAGUUUUGCUAGUGCCCAACAAGGAGAUUUGACACGUCAUGUAAGAAAACAUACUGGCGAAAAGCCUUACAAAUGUGACCAGUGCAGUUAUGCUAGUGCCCGAAAACAAGAUUUGAAACGUCAUGUAAGAAAACACACUGGCGACAAGCCAUACAAAUGUGACCACUGUAGUUAUGCUAGUGUCCAAAAAAGAGAUUUGAAAAUUCAUGUAAGAAAACACACUGGCCACAAGCCUUACAAAUGUGACCAGUGUAGUUAUGCUAGUACCGAAAAACGAUAUUUCAAACGUCAUGUAAGAAAACACACUGGCGACAAGCCAUAAAAAUGUGACCAGUGUAGUUAUGCUAGUACCGAAAAACGAGAUUUGAAACGUCAUGUAAGAAAACACACUGGCAACAAGCCUUAUAAAUGUGACCAGUGUAGUUAUGCGAGUACCGAAAAACGAGAUUUGAAAUGUCAUGUAAGAAGAAAACACACUGGCGAACAGCCUCACAAAUAUGACGAGUGUAAUUAUGCUGCUAUUUAUAAAAGAAAUUUACAAGUCCAUAAAUGCAAAUCCUCUGAUGAGAUACUUUACGAGAGACGUACAGAUAUCGAA
Messenger RNA from Cydia strobilella, 1443 nucleotides. RefSeq names its product zinc finger protein 239-like. Gene Ontology annotation, biological process: regulation of transcription by RNA polymerase II. Gene Ontology annotation, cellular component: chromosome. The record is from RefSeq and is a predicted model, not a curated record. NCBI's taxonomy places the organism in Eukaryota, Metazoa, Arthropoda, Insecta, Lepidoptera, Tortricidae. Gene Ontology annotation, molecular function: chromatin insulator sequence binding. The coding region runs from base 202 to 1167 and encodes 321 amino acids. The transcript has 2 exons.